This is a messenger RNA of Galeopterus variegatus (Sunda flying lemur), 2089 nucleotides long. RefSeq names its product family with sequence similarity 84, member B (gene LRATD2). The record is from RefSeq and is a predicted model, not a curated record. Bases 1 to 933 code for a protein of 310 amino acids. NCBI's taxonomy places the organism in Eukaryota, Metazoa, Chordata, Mammalia, Dermoptera, Cynocephalidae. The transcript has 2 exons.
AUGGGCAACCAGGUGGAGAAACUGACCCACCUAAGUUACAAGGAAGUUCCCACGGCCGACCCGACUGGCGUGGACCGGGACGACGGGCCCCGCAUCGGUGUCUCCUACAUCUUCUCCAAUGACGACGAGGACGUGGAGCCGCAGCCGCCGCCCCAGGGGCCGGAUGGCGGCUGCGUGCCCGACGGCGGGGAGGGCCAGCCGCUGCCCCAGCCGCAGCCCUACGACCCGCGGCUACACGAGGUGGAGUGCUCCGUGUUCUACCGCGACGAGUGCAUCUACCAGAAGAGCUUCGCACCGGGCUCGUCGGCGCUGAGCACCUACACGCCGGAGAACCUGCUCAACAAGUGCAAGCCUGGCGACCUGGUAGAGUUCGUGUCGCAGGCGCAGUACCCGCACUGGGCUGUGUACGUGGGCAACUUUCAGGUGGUGCAUCUGCACCGGCUGGAGGUGAGCAACAGCUUCCUGACCGACGCGAGCCAGGGCCGUCGCGGCCGCGUGGUCAACGAUCUGUACCGUUACAAGCCGCUGAGCCCCAGCGCCGUGGUGCGCAACGCGCUGGCGCACGUGGGCGCCAAGGAGCGCGAGCUGAGCUGGCGCAACUCCGAGAGCUUCGCCGCCUGGUGCCGCUACGGCAAACGUGAGUUCAAGAUCGGCGGCGAGCUGCGCAUCGGCAAGCAGCCCUACCGGCUACAGAUUCAGCUCUCGGCGCAGCGCAGCCACACGCUUGAGUUCCAAAGCCUGGAGGACCUGAUCAUGGAGAAGCGGCGCAACGACCAGAUCGGGCGCGCGGCUGUGCUGCAGGAGCUGGCCAUGCACCUGCACCCGGCUGAGCCGGACGAGGGCGACAGCAACGUGGCGCGGACUACGCCGCCUCCCGGGCGCCCCCCUGUGCCCGGCACGGAGGAGGAGGACGGAGAGACGGUGGCGCACUAACAGGCGAGCUGAGCGCAGAGCUGCGAAAGGGAGCUGUUUGCAGCAGCCUGUGUCCGCUUCCUCCCUCCGCCUCCACCUUCUGGGUCCCAUCUGGAAUUCCUGGCCCGUUUGGAAAAUGGAGAGGUGUUCAAAUGCACAGCCGGCUGUGGACUGGGGAGGGGGACAGAGGGAGCAGGAAUAAGACUUUAGAACUAUUUUGUACUGUGAAUUACAGAUGCUCUUUGAAGGAAAGAAAUAUCGAUUCUCAUGUUCUUCAGAAGCUCUGGCAGGGAUAAGCAGCACAUCGCCUGGAACGUACGCUAAAUGAAACCAGACAAAUUCUAUUUUCUUACCUGAGCAAAUAUUUUAUUGAGACUGCUUGUGUAUGUUAAAGGAGCCCACAACUUCAGCUACACAACUUUUUGUAUUGAAAGAACUCAUACUUUUUGUAGAUUUUAUUCCACAUUUAAUUUAAAAUGACUUUGUAGCACUAAAAUGCCUAGCAGAAGACCUUACUCCAGACCUUUAAGGAAAUUUUUAGUUUUUAUGAAAAAUGACACUUCAGUGGUUAAACUUCUCAUGUCUUUGGUGCUUCUGGCGCUAAUAGCACCACUGGACAACACCACAACCACGUGGAAACAUAUUUUUGGAAGCAAAAUUUUAAUUUUAUAUGACAUAUGCUAUGGAGAGCUAAGAAAAUUUAAGGACUGCUUGUUUUCUAUUUUUUUUUUCUUAAAAUGGAAUCCACUGUGUUGAAGACUCUUGAUAUUAUGUGCUUGUCUAACCAUUUUUUAUAAAUUAGAAUAAAAUCUAGUGUGAUCAUGUUCAUCAAAUAGAUUUGUUUGAAAGGUUACAUUUUAUUUGUGAUUUUUUCUUUUUAAAUUAGGGUAACUGUAAACUUGACUGCUUUAUUCAACUUUUUAUUUUGUUGUUUUGUUCUUGGCUCUAAUACUUGUGACCCAUGGAGAAUUACAUUGACUAACCAGAUAAAUGCCACACGUUUUAUUUCUCAAUGAGUUGUGUUAACUUUAUUUUUGUUGGAAGUUGUAUGUUAAAUCAAUGUUAUGUUCUUAUACCACUUCUUGAGAAGGAAGUUCUGAUUUGAAAUAGUAUCAUUUCCUUCAAAAUGAAGGGCAGUGCUUAGUUAAAUAAAAUAUUGAUGAUAUCUUUUAAGCCA